AUGCACCGCACCGUCACUCGUCUAUCAUUCCACGCCAUUUCGCAGUGCCGCCUAGCGUCCUGCAGUGUGCGACGCUCAUGUCUGCCAUUGCAUACGCCGACUCUGCAAAGUCGUACCUUUGCCAUUUCUCCCGCGCUGUACAAGAAGAAAGAUAAAGUCAAGCACAGUUCAGCUUCUGAGCCAGGGGCCAGCCUCGCUGCAGCUUCCGAAGACCCCUUCAACUUAUCCCUUCUUCAUAAUGGAAUUUCCACGGCCGUUUCUUGUCUGAAAGAUGACCUGUCGAACCUCCACGCAGAUGGACAAUUCAACACUGCAUCUCUUGAAGCUCUAAAUGUUGAAUUGAGCAAGGACAGUCAUGAAUCAGUCGAGCUGAGGGACCUCGCUCAGGUCGUGCCCAAGGGAGGGCGGAUGGUUACCAUCUUAGCCGCUGAACAAGAUUACAUCAAACCAAUUACAUCGGCGAUUGUUACAAAAGUGUUCUUAAAUCCGCAACCGGAUCCUCACAACGCCCUUCAGCUCAACAUCCCGAUUCCUCCACCGACCAAGGAAUCCCGCGACCAGAGCGUCAAAGUGGCCAAGCGAGCCUUUGAGAAGGCAGCUGGCACGGUCCGUGACUCUAGAGGGGCUAUGCACAAGCGACUCCAAGACAUGCAGAAGAAAAAAUUAGCACGUCCGGACGACGUAAGAAAAGCUCAUGAGCAGAUGGAGAAGGCAACAGAAAAGGGCCAGAAAGAGGUCAAAGAUCUGUUUGACACGGCCAAAAAGGCACUUGAACGGACACACAAGCCCUAG
Molecule: messenger RNA, 792 nt
Organism: Penicillium taxi
Lineage: Eukaryota; Fungi; Ascomycota; Eurotiomycetes; Eurotiales; Aspergillaceae
Product: ribosome-recycling factor
Exons: 2
Coding region: 1-792 (263 amino acids)
Biological process (GO): translation
Cellular component (GO): mitochondrion
Molecular function (GO): ribosomal large subunit binding
Source: RefSeq, a predicted model, not a curated record